Messenger RNA from Spirometra erinaceieuropaei, 30100 nucleotides. The record is from the annotation of a GenBank genome assembly. Lineage: Eukaryota; Metazoa; Platyhelminthes; Cestoda; Diphyllobothriidea; Diphyllobothriidae.
AUGGGUGAAUGGGAGGAGGAGGAGGAGGAGGAGGAGGAGGAGGAGGAGGAGGAGGAGAGAACAGUUACGGCUCCUACGUUGACGGGGUGGAGGGGUGAUAGGCGGCUUUAUCCUGGCGCCAAAGAGCAGCACAUGCGACCUAUCGCAUCCCGUAUGCUAAUUGUCCCUGCGCGUAUAUUAAUCACACUGCCAAUAAAAGCGAAGAGAGGAGUCCCAGGAAGCAGUCUUGAAGAAGAAGAAGAAGAAGAAAAAAAACAGAAAAAGACACGUUUGCCGGGACAAGAGCUUUAUUAGCCUGACGUUUUGGAUUCCUGCUCGAAUCCAUCAGCAGAGACAUAAGCAGAUAAGGGUGGUUCAUGCACAGGCGGCUGCAGUAUUUAAAGGAUGCAGUAGCCAUGCUACCGCAUACCUAUGAAUAUUCACGGCUCCCUCCCCUUCAUCAGGGAUCGUUGCACGUGGCGUGAUGGCCGACAUUCGCGUCGUUAAUUGCUGCAAUUUCAUCACGUGCGUUGGAUGGAGGUGUGAUGAUUGCUCGACCAUCUGAAGCGCUGACCCGUGUGUUGGGAAGAGUGUUCACCAGUGCGCUCCCCGCGUGGCCAAUUACAGUGCCUAGGAGGAUUCUCAGCACGGAGUAUUGAAUGGGAAGAUCAUUGCACUUGCUAAUAGACUGGGGUCCAGUAAACCAUGACUCAAGCAGCUCCCGGCUGACGCGGUCGUCACCUCUUGCGAGAAUUUCGGCCUCCUCAAAUUUGAAUGUGUGGCCGGAACCCGUCGAAUGAGCCGCAACUUGAGAGUUGGUGUCAUUUCUCCGCACUGCUGCAGCGUGUUCGGCCAUUCGCGUUCGGAGCUGUCUUCUGGUUUCUCCGACGUAGUUGCUUUGUCCGCAACUGCACCAGAUCGGAUAAACGACUCCAGACGCUUCUUGCCGUGGCAGUGGGUCUUUCGGUUUCAUUAACUGACGACUGAUGGUUGCCUCCGGCCUGUGUGCAACUCCAACCCCGAGUGGUGCGAAAAGGCGGCCGACAGCUUCCGAAACGUUCUUGACAUAUGGAAGCGCUCGCGUAUUGACAAACACCAAACAAAUGUCCGUCGCCAUGACUUCCGGUUCUUCGUCUCUGCGCGCACGCUCACACGAGUGCGAUCACUGACUGAAUGGAGACAGCAGUGAGGACGUCGCCAGGACGGGUGAGUGAAUUCCUUGCGGCCUUGUAUUCCAAUGCGGACAGUGUCAACCGUCGUGUUUACCUAGACGUCUCACUGAAACCUGCCCCCACGCCGCAUCAGCAGCUGCUAAUCCAGCCGCCCGCCGUCCCACUAGCCUCUCACCCCGGCAGCCUUAAGUGUUCUCCCCUCCACCCACCCAUCCCCUUUGGGACCCACCAUGAGCCUGUGUCCUCCUCACCCUUUCAACACGCUGAUGGUCAGCCUGUCAAUGUUUGUCUUAUCGCGCCAACUACUCUUGUUUUGUUCAGCUUUGCCGUCUGCCUCACCGUGCUCGAAGUCGACCUGCUUGCUGUUGGCGGGUACUUGACUGUCGAAUUUCAACCAUUGAUGGGCUUUUGUGGCUUGUGUAAGCUUUCCGUUUGUCCCGGUUUUUUACUCGUCGGUCUCCCCCUCGUCAGGUGGUGGACUGCUCCGUCGUUGUUGUUAAGGCGUGGGUGAUUUCGGCCUCGUGGGUGAUUCGGCAGGACAGUGUUUCACGCCCGUCACGUGAAUUCCGGUCGUGGCCUUCUCUUACCUCCGCAAGCGUUGGUUGACGGCCCCGAGUGACAUUUUGCCCCUCCUACUAACCCUGUCUGAACUGACUCUAACCUUUCGCGGAGCCGCGGUAGGCGGGAUGCAGGCCUAGGCUUCUAUUGAUUUUGCCAGUCGAGGGCGAACCCAUCGGAAUCAACCUGUCCAUCUUAUUAUUCAUUCAGCCGACAAUUUGUGGUUUCUAAAAGACGAAAAUGUUAACAUUGACCAGCAACAGCUUAUCCUUGCGGUUGAUCGCAAGUUGAUGUUCAUGCAGAUGUUUCCCGUCCUACUAGUAUACCCUGCACCGUAAUGUCGACAUGGCAUGUAGACAAUCGCUGAUUGUUUUGCCAAUGUUAGCGGGACUUUAAGCACCAUGAUCAUAUUGCUGAUGCCGGCUUCAGGGUUCUUGGCAUCGCCAAUCAAGUUACAGGACAUAAUCGUCUCUCUAUGACUCGCAGCCACCCGCACAGACACUGGUAACAUACAGUGGACGUGCUAACUCACGAAAUGUUAACCGAAAUUCUGAAAGGCAAUUUCGACUGCAAAAAAUUACUUAAGUGGGGUUCUAAAAUUACUCACUGUGCAGUAUAAUUCCAAGAUAAUUAUUUUACUUUAGGACGCGAACUUUUGAAUGAACUUCUUUCCGGCCGCUUAAAUAAACUAAGUCCUGUAAAAAGUGACUACACAAGAAUCAUGAUUUUUUAUUGCUUUUCUAUGCCUUUAUAUAUUCAAAUAUAUUUCACAGAAAACACGCACUAAAAUAUUUAUUCUUUUACGUAUGUGGUAACAAAUUACGACGUCAUAAUUUUGGGCUUGAGCGAAGGAUGUAAUUCACAUUUAAAAAGCUUUACCGAUGCCCGGAUAAUUUAAUUUUGACCUGUCGUUACACCUACAUUCAGGUUUUCCAAACUACAUGAUGUAUAUUUUCCCCGUACGGAAAGUCGUGCAUUUCUACACGGUAUUAAAAGGAACAAUACGGAAUUCAUAAAAUUAAGCAACAGACUUGAGCAAUAUUGCAAACUUUACAAGGACCAUUAGUUAAUUUAAAGAAAUUAUGUUUUACGAACGGGCAAUUCACAGUCUGAACAGAAUCUUUUUUUAAACUUUUUAUUCAAGUAAAAAAUUAAAAGACGUCGUAAUUGGCUACCAAAAGAAUAUAUGAAUGAAUAUUUUUAUGCAUGUUUUUUGUGAAAUAUAUUCAAAUUUAUAAAGGCAUCGGAAGGCAAUGAAAAGUCAUGCUACUGAAGUUGUCAUUUUUCCAGGAAGUAUUUUAUGCAAGCGGCCGAAAAAAAUUUAAUUCAAAAGCUCGCAUUCUUAUGUAGUUGAGUCAUUGUGUGAUUAUUCUGAACGCUAACUGAUCUCACAAUCCUAUUUACGUAAUUUUUUCGAGUUGGAAACGCAUUUCAGAAUUUCGGUUAGCAGUUUAUGAGCUAAGAUAUAUAAGUACCGACAAAGACAUUAAUUACCGGAAUUGUCAUUUUUGGAUAUAUAAGCUGUCAUCAGAUAGUCAUACUUAACCACAAGCGUGAAUCACCUGAAAUUGGAGCCUUUUCUAACUUUACUACUAGUCGCUAUGUGUCCGCCUGCGAAAGAUCGUUUGAAGCCAGAGGUACAACGGGUCGACCACGUUUUGUGACCCGACCGGUGAAAGCCCUUCAAGUGCAUGAAAUAUUUCUUAUUACAACCAACUGUACAGCGACCCGUGGCUCAAUAUCAGAUUUUUGUACUUAAUGACCAAAGAUCGCGGUUUCGAAUCUCAGGUGAUUCGCACAUGGCUUUUGAGUAUGGCCGGCUGAUUAUGGAUAAGAAGUCAUACAUGGUCGAUCCGGUGUCUCCUUUCUAUGUGGAUAUCGUCGUCUACAAAUAUAUACUUCUGAGCGAAUAAAUACCCGAUAUACGGCAACAGAGACUGACAGAUAGCGAGGCACUGAUGAAUUUCGGUUCAAUGAAGUGAUAAAGCAGCUGCGCCAGGCUUGUGAGCGCAUGUUUUUGUUUCCGGUCUUUGCUGAUGGUUAGGUUCAUGCUUUGCUGAAUAAGGACAAGCAAGCCCGAAACAUUUCUCUAUCAUAGAAGAUUUAGCAGAUCUUGAAUAAUUCAUAUGGAUUCAACUGUAAAAAAACUCGGCGGCUCUAUGGGAUUCGAACCCACAGUAGCAAAGGAAAGCUUUAGUACAGCCAACGCUUUAGCCACCUGAGUUACGCAGUUGGGUUAGGUUACCCGCCCUGCCUUUACCAAUGUCUGGUAUUCACCUAAUCUGCUACUGCAAGCUGACUGCUCAAGCAGGAUUUCCUGAGUAAUCUACCUAGAAUCCUCCAGAAAACUACCACACCCACGUAACAGAUGGGCGUUUUGACUGAUCUCUAGUAAUUCAUAAUGGGUGGCUCCCGUAAUUCACUGAUAUUUUGACUGUUCUAUAUUAAUCUACCCCCGGACUCUGUCGUCUACCCUCUACUAUGAGAAGUGGUUGCAUGUUUUUGACCCUUGUCACCCAUAUGAGGCUUGCUUGUUUCGGGAAGCCAAAGGAUCGGUGUACACCCACCUCUUUGUGAAGAUUUAUGAAUGUAUCAAUAGCGCCGUACAGCAAAUUUCGUAUAAUAAUAUUGUGGCACAGAACCAAGUAAAGAUGCCGACUGUGAAUCAUUAUUGAGCAUACUAACAUUAUAUAUUUAUAAUUGUAUAUAUAAUUCUACGUAUUCAUAAGCCUACUUUUUGCAGGAAACGCAGCAAGCGAACUAGUCAGACGGCGCUUAACUACAGCUAUCACGAGAGCAUUCCCCGCGGCGAAUUUACGCGUAUGUUUCAUAAACUCUCCCCUCUUGUGUUUGGCAGGUGAAGAUAUACUACCGUUGGAAGUCACAUAAGUGUGCAUCUACUCAUUCACUUACUCCUGUGGAACGGGCUACAUCAGUAAAUUAAAGUUCCAGCUGCCAUUUACUCCUAUUGCAAUACACAGUGCUUAUUACAGAUCUCCGUGCAUUCGCCGAAAUUUCCUAAGAGUGUCAAUUGGCAAUCAUGAGUUUUCGGUAAUUCUUUGUCAGGCCAAUAUAAACAACUGAAUAUGUACAAAAUUAACAAUUCAGCAGUGCGCAAGCGACGCUGAAGUUCCCUUCCGAAUGUGAUGAAGAUAACAAAAUUGCAUUCCUAGAUGUCCUUCUACACAGGCAGAAGGAUAGGUCUAUUCAGCGCAGGGUGUUUCGAAAGAAAAUCUAGACGGGGCACUACAUUAAUUGCCACUGUUUUGUUCCCUCAACGUCAAACGAAAUCUACUCCAGGGAUUGGCAGCUAGAGGGAGGCGCAUCUGCUCACCUGAAGCUAUUGAAGCAGAACAGCAACAGCUGCGAAACGCACUUCGCGAGAACGGAUACCCAGAUUGAUUUAUCCUCCGAAGUAUUGGAGAACGCGCCGCAAAGCCCACUGUUACGACUGCAGAAAAGAAAGAUGUAUUCACAUGACUGCCUUUUGCAGGGGGCGCAGCGGGCUAACUAGUCAGACGGCGCUUAACUACGGCUAUCACGGGAGAAUUCCCCGCGGUGAAUUUACGCGUAUGUUUCACAAACUUUCGCGUGUACUCAAUCCAAGAACAUCACUUAAAGACUCUUUUACUCCCCUCCCCUAGCUCUAAAGACCAAAACCCGCCGACCUCGGCAUGCGGGCAUCGUGGAGAUGAUAGAUGGUAAUGGCUUAAUAACCUUUGACACACCUAUAAACACUGUUAAUUUUGUACAUUUUCAUUCCUUCAUGUAACUGUACUGGCCUGACGAAGAAUUACCGAAAACACUUGUGUGCCAAAUUUACUCUUUAAUAUUAUUUUGCCUGCUGAAAAGAGUAUGGCGCGCAUGUGUUAACAUUAUCUCCAAUCAAAAUCUGGACAGCUAUGCAAGCUGGGAAACCUUCGUUGUUUGUAUUUGUUGCGGAUGUGAUACAACUUUUUUCCCACAUUACAAUGAUCAGUCUACCAUAAAUGACUCGCAAAGAAGCUGAUUGUAGAAGAUUUUAAGUUUAUAGGCAGAAUGGUAUUAUCGACAAAGACAAGGGAGACUGGAAUGGCCAUUUCUGGCUUAUUAGCCGUCGUCAGCCAGCCAUACCCAAGCCCGAAGUGUGGAACACCCGAGCCUCGAACUCGCGACCUGUCGGUUUAGAAGUCAACGCCUCUACUCACCGGGCCACGAGCCCGUCGCCCUGUCGGUUUUCGAUCGGGAAUGUACAGUGUUAGGGGGCGCUCACCGAUCGUUCAUACGGAACUCACUCGUUCCGUUUUCAGAAUAAGAAGAUGCGGUCGCUCAAGCAGGAGGUUUGUCAGCCUGACGUUUCUGGAAAGCACUAGGUCAGAGACAUUCGUGGAUAAAGUUGAUGAGGGCACAAGGAGACACAAUGGUCUCCCGGCACGGCAUUCUGUACUAAGAGUGCCUGAGUAGAGUAAUUACCCAUAUGGGGACGAUAUGUGCCAACGGCAAUUCCAGUAAUAGCGAGCCAAAUUAACAGUUAAUUAUUGCGCCAUUAAUCCAAAACAGUGGUUACUUUUGACAAUUGUCGACUCGCAUCAAUUACGACAUCCGACAGUGAAUGCGUAAGCUGUCUAUACUACUGGGCAUGUGGUAGCGCCGCAAUGGCGAUCUACAGUGGGUGGCCGAUCUCAUGGAAUGUUAGCUGAAAUUCUGCAAUGAGUUUUCGACUAGGAGGCAUUACUUAGGCGCGGUUGUUAUACUGAUUUUCAUGUGGCAUAAUCCUUUAAUAUUUUGGACUCGGCAGGAUGUCAGCUUUUGAAUACACUGCUUUUCAAUCUCCUGUAGAAACCGUAUACGGUGAAAAUGACAACUUGCGUAGCAUGCAUUUUUCUCAUUGAUUUUCUAUGGCCUUGCAAAUUUAAAUAUAUUUUAAAGAUACCGCGAACUAAAGUAGUCUUUCUUUCAGUCGCUUGAUAGAGAAUUGCAUAAUCUUUGUGUUGGAUACUUGAAGAAGAAGUAUAAUUAAGUUUUAAAAAAGGUUUUUUACUCCCUAAUAAUUUGGAGCCUGGUCAGUCGUUGCACUAGCGCUUAGUGAUUAAAGUGUACAAGGUACAUGCGUUCCGCAAAAAGAAAAUCUCAUAUGCCUUCAGAAAUUCAUUAGAUACAUUCCAUACAAUUUUGCAAUGAAUACGAACUAUGAUGUGCAUUUCAUGAGGAGCUGCGGUAAAUGUCCAGGUACGGUGCUAAGUGAAUGGAAAUUGUAGGGUCUUAAAAAUUCUCAUAAUUGAAAACCUUUUUAAAACUUUAUUAUUCUCCCUCUUCAAGUAUAAAAUACAAAGAUUAUGCAAUUCUCUAUCAAGCGACUGAAAAAAGCUUAAUUUUGUUCGUGGUUUCUCUAAAAUAUAUUUGAAUUUGCAAGGCCAUAGAAAAUCAAAGUGAAAAAUGCAUGCUACGCAAUGUGUCCUUUUUCACCGUAUACGGUUUCUACAGAGGAUUGAAAAGCAGUGUAUUCAAAAGCUGACAUCCUGCCGAGCCAAAAAUAUUAUAGGAUUAUGCUACAUGGAAAUCAGUAUAACAACCGCGCCUACGUAAUCCCUCCUAGUCGAAAACGCAUUUCAGAUUUUCAGCCAACAUUCCAUGAGAUCGGUCACUCACUAGAUAAUUACUGCACUUCUUGUGGCUCCAUCACCCUUGUCUGUGACAGUCUCUGGUGAUGGGCUCGACUGCGGACUACGAAACGCCAGGCCGAUAAGGCUUCCUUCCAAGCAAUCGCAUCUGCCUCUUUUGAACUGCUUUCUGGGACCCGUAUGUUCGCUUCUAUCGAUCAUUUCAGGACCUGUCUUAAUUGAAAUUUUAGGAAAAUAUACUUUAAUUCGAUUAAGUAACACUCGGAAAAUGCAGAUAAUUCAUUAGGUCAACGCUGAUUUCAGUCUUCAUACACGAUACCAUCUAAAUAAGAUGGGAAUUGGAUCUGGAUAUUCUUUUCGGAAUAAAACAUUUCCCAUUUGCGUUUUCACUUUCUUAAAAAGGUCAACGUAAUGUUUUCAACAAGUUUGAUCCGCCUUCAAACGCCAGAGCCAUGUUGUCACCAUCUGUACGCGGGUUAUGGACCAAAAAUGGUUACUCCAUCGUAAACUGUUAUUGUCGAUAUUGCUUCAUGAAGUCGGUAUCACUGACAAACAAAUCACUUUAUUACCAAAUUUUUCAGUUAACUUGUUGUCGAAGCAGAAAACUGUCGUAGGACAUUUCUUGAUUAAAAAUAGCAAUCACACCAUUUUGCAACCGCAAUAAAAAUUCCGAAAUUCCUGUUUUAGAUUUAUGCGCAAUAAGAGGCCCUCCACCGACUUCAGACGUCACAUUCAUUUGGAACGCAAAAGUCAUGCAAAUCCGUCAGAAUCAAAUAGUAAUUAUCGCGUAAAAGGCAAGCGCAUUCCUACGCUCGAACCAAUGCGAUUUAUUGUUGGGUUAGUUUAUUUGUGAGCUCACUUUAGUAACAGUUUAAGCAGUUGGCACGACAAAGCAAAGUGAGCAUUUGAAAUAAUGACGCACGUGCGUAUGCUGGCGAGUUGUGUUUUCAUACCCUAAUCGCAAGCAUUCCUUAACUGAUUGGUUUUUCAGAAAGAAGUCGCAAACCUUUAUGUUAUCUAUGCGUGGGCGAGAAUUAAACCGCGGUCGUUCAAAUGCCAUGCAAGUCCGUUUCAUUACCGGCGAGAGAUUAAAUUAGCUUUCUACACAGAGUCGUUUUGUGUCACUAAUCAAUUGCAGACAGUGAUAACAAAGGAGUCUAGACGUUUAUUUUACUUACGUUGUUUUUCUCAGUGUGCACUAUAUAAAACCGGAGCUGCAUUUCACGACAUAUCCUAAGAUUAGUUUAUCCCACUUUACAUUGGAUGUUUAGCUUGACGGGCGAAAGCCGAUGCUUAUACUAAAAGCACUGAUCGGGAUUAUUUUGAACAAUACAUGUACUUUUUAAUUUACGAAGUAAAAAAUUCAAAACCUGACUUGCUCUAAAUCAAAUUCUUAUCGUCUGCCGUUUAACCUGUGCAUUCGAACUGUCCAUAUUAUUUUCAUUAAUUGCAUCUUGGUUAGCUAAUCUAACGCAUAAGCAUGUUUGCUGAUCACAGAAGGAGAGCAUGACGAGAAACCAGAACCACCUACAAAAUCAUUCUCAUAAGCCUAGGAGCACAGUUGUAGGCAGUCGAAGAACAUUGAGAUAUAAGACAGCAUUAUGGGUUUUUCAGGGGACGUCAGCUGCGGUAAGCACAUUUUCCAAUUCAUAUAGGAGCACAUCAUCAGUGACUGUGAGAAGGUUACAACAAACGAACACUUUCGCGGUCAGACAAGGAGAGAUCCAGGCUAGCAUUCGUGACUCGAUUGGGUUCAUAGCGUCAAACCCACACUGCUCUCAAGAUAUGAUACCGGUUUGCGCUCUUGGCGGGAACGAAACAGCACUACCUGGCUGCACGAGCGUAGCGCAUGAAGGCAGGGGUAUAUCAAAAUGUUUGCUGUGGGGAUUUGUGCCAGACAACCAGACCUUCUGCCCCGCCCCUCGCGAUAAUAUUCUCUGGGAUAUAGUUAUGUAAACGCAUCUGAGGUAAGCAAACCCCAACCACCGGUAAUAAGAGAACAGUGGUAAUGGGUAUUUUUAAAGGUGAAGCCGAAGAACGCACUGGCGACGAGGUCAAGUAGUUGUAUGCAGAAUAAAAGCUACUGGGAAUUCGCGAUUACAAUUUGAGUGUUUAAGAAAUAGUUGUCCUUACCCCUAUCCCUAAACAAAACCCCUAACCUCAGCCGCUAACUGCGACAUUUCGUUCCACUGUUUGUAAUACAACUUUAUAUACGGCAUGAAUUAAAUAGACCCAAACAACUACUAGCAAUCUGAGUUUUCACUGAAAAUUUUUUGAGAAAACAGUUAUCAAUUAUAGGCUUUUUCAUUCAUUCUUCAUGAUCGGAGGAUUCCCUGUUCCUCUCGUCAAGGUAAACAGGUAGAACCUAUUUGAAAACGAAGACAGGCUCUCCGGAGCAGGUUUAUUUAAUGCUGACGUUUCAAAGAGGUGGGUCGGCUCUUCAUUGUCCAAGCGUAAAAUGCACUUAAUCGGUCAGAAUUUUAAUUUAAAGUAGCCGUUGUGUUGGCUGGCCUCAUGCUGAUCGAUUUUUCCCUCCUCUCGCUGCCUCGGCCUCUCGGGAUAUGGUUGACGGGCGUUUUGCCUGUGUGCUUCGUGAGUCACUACUCCGUCGAGAGGAACUGAUUGGACUUUGGUCGGGCGUUCGGUCUGGCGGUUCUUCUUCUUUAACACCGAGUAAAUUCAGGUUUUGGCUAUCUCCGUGUGGCUUUCUUAAGUCCGGUGUGGUUGUUUGGUCCUGAGCUCUACGAUUGUGAUGACGUAGGACUUUGUAAGCUGCAGGAAGGUCCAGAUGCCUGUUGAUAGAGUGGGCAUCGGAGAACCACGCCUCGAGAGUUAGCCGUUCUGUUUUUGUGUUGCCUCGGCCUAAGAUUGUAGCCCUCUGGAGGUCAAAAAUAUGCCCCGUUUCUCCAACGUGUGUUGCUAGUUGACAGCUAGGGUCUAACCUCCGAGUGGCCGAUUUGUGUUUUUGUAGGCGGGUUUGCAACUUUCGGCCGGUUUCGCCCACAUAAUUGUAGUCGCCCUCAUUGCAACUGAUUUUGUAGAUGACUGCUGAGAUUUCAGCGGGUGGCAAUGGGUCCUUAGGUUGCAUUAGGCGACGUCGAAAUGUUGCUUGUGGUCGAUGGACUAUGCCUACUCUGGUGGGUUGUAAGAGUCGCGAGACCGCUUCAGAGACCCCUGUUACGUAAGACAUGGCCCUCCAGACUUCGGGUUGCUGCUCAUUUGGCCGUUGUCUGGGCGCCCAACGUCUGCUUCGCUUGAUGAACUGCCUGGGAUAACCAUUGGCUGCAAAUAGGUUCACAAGGUACAAUCGUUCGGCCCUUUUAUCUUCUGGUGUGCUGCAGUGUGUUUCGACUCUUUGGAAUAGAGUGCGGACGCAACUACGUUUGUGAGACAGAGGAUGGUUGCUGUUGAAGUGUAGGGUCUGCCUCGUGUCGGUGAAUUUUCGGAAUACUGCAGUUUGCAGCUGUCCAGUGGUACACCGGCGCACAAGUACGUCAAGUAAAGGCAGUUGGUUGUUUGUUUCUGCCUCCAUCGUAAAUUGGAUAUCUGGGUCAACCGAGUUCAGUAGUUCCUUUAGGUGUUCAAAGUCAGUUGUUUUGACAACGACGAAGGUGUCAUCGACAUAGCGGGCCCAGAACUUUGGUUGAUUCUUGGUGAACACCAAAUGUUCUACCCGUUGAAGUACUACUUCAGCGAUUAGGCCUGAUACAGGGGAGCUCAUAUGAGUGCCUUUUAUUUGUUUGCACAUUUGUCCGCCGAAGAUGAAAUAGUUCUUAAGACAGUAACGCAGGAGCUCGAGCAGAUGCUCAGACUUCAGGGGUUUGUCUCUCUCCUCAUAACGCUUUGCCAGCAGUUGGUCCACAACGCCUAUCGCUAGUUGCUGUGGACUGAAGGUGAAGAGCGAAACGACAUCAAAGGAUACCAUGGACUCGUCUGGCUCUAACCUCAGAUGUUUUAUGCGUUCGGGGAAUUGAUACACAGAUGGUACUGUUGUUGGUGAGCCUUCGGCCAAAAGCUUAAGACGAUCGAAUAUCCAUUUUGCCAAACCGUACGUCGGAGUUCCACGAAGGGGUUACGAUUGGCCUGAGUGGGACAUUUGCCUUGUGUUCUUUUGGAAGACCGUAAAAGCGAGCCGUGGCGGUGUCAGUGGGUUUCAUGGAGAACCAGUCGUUGGGUGUAAUCGCCCCCUUAGUCCUGAGAUUUCUUAGGCUUCUGUUUAUUCGAGUGAUUAGAUUUUACAUUUUGCUGGCACGACAUUGUUUGUAUGAAUGCUGGACUUCGAAUUAGCCCUGUACCUUGUUCUGGAUAUCCGAUUUGUCCAGCACAACUGUUAAACGUCCUUUGUCAUCUGGCAGAAUAAUUACGUUCUUGUGUGUUUUUAGGCUUUUCAGUGCUCGUUGUUCCAUACUGCUAAGAGUUUCGUACCUUCUGUGUCGCAUAAGAAACAAGGAGGUUUGGCGACGGAUCAAAUCUUUCGUCUCUUCUGAUGCCUUUGUAAAUUGAUGAACAGAUUCGAAGGCGGCAAUAAAUUCUGUGGGUGCGGCAUCUGCUGUGUGAAAAGUGGCUCCACGUUCCAGGAUUGCGAGGUGUGUGUUCGUAAGGGUUUUAGAUGAAAGGUUGUGAGCAAGAACGCCUGACGAGUUGUCGGAGCUUGGUUUUCGAAAGUUUUCCAAUUUUAUAGAUAAUUCCUAGUCUCUUUUGGCGCGUACUUUCUGAGCAUGUCUGAGAAUGGUCAACUCUAUAUUCUUCGAUUCUUCACCGACAGCUCUCCAGAGAUAACACUUAGAUCGGUCCAUCUCUAAAUUGUAGCGUUUAGGUCUUUGAUGGCAGUCGUGAAUUAGCACUCUUGUCAUUCUUCUGCCAAGUCGGGCUACAGUCUCCCUUGCCAGAGCAGAAUUCACAGGAGGCUCGUAAGUGAGGCUCUUUGGGGUCAAUUGAUUGUCCAGGCAGCGGUGGAGGUUAGACCCUAGCUGUCAACUAGCAACACACGUUGGAGAAACGGGGCAUAUUUUUGACCUCCAGAGGGCUACAAUCUUAGGCCGAGGCAACACAAAAACAGAACGGCUAACUCUCGAGGCGUGGUUCUCCGAUGCCCACUCUAUCAACAGGCAUCUGGACCUUCCUGCAGCUUACAAAGUCCUACGUCAUCACAAUCGUAGAGCUCAGGACCAAACAACCACACCGGACUUAAGAAAGCCACACGGAGAUAGCCAAAACCUGAAUUUACUCGGUGUUAAAGAAGAAGAACCGCCAGACCGAACGCCCGACCAAAGUCCAAUCAGUUCCUCUCGACGGAGUAGUGACUCACGAAGCACACAGGCAAAACGCCCGUCAACCAUAUCCCGAGAGGCCGAGGCAGCGAGAGGAGGGAAAAAUCGAUCAGCAUGAGGCCAGCCAACACAACGGCUACUUUAAAUUAAAAUUCUGACCGAUUAAGUGCAUUUUACGCUUUGACAAUGAAGAGCCGACCCACCUCUUUGAAACGUCAGCAUUAAAUAAACCUGCUCCGGAGAGCCUGUCUUCGUUUUCAAAUAAUCAUUUUGGAUAUCUCAACUUUGCCAAUCUGUACAGGUAGAACCUAUGUAGUGUUAUGUUUCUGUCGAAAGAAAUUAGAUUAUUUAUAGAACACAUGAGCAUACCCUCUUAAACUUAUACGUAAAUACACUAGCAUCAAUAUUUACAGUAGGUGGGCUAACUUAUGAAAUGUCAACCGAAAUUCCGAAUUGCGUUUUCGUUUUGAAAUUAUUAAUUAAAUAGGGCUGUAAAACUAGCCAGUCUGCAACAUAAUUCUAUAAUAUUUCAGUUACCGCAGAAUGUCGGCUUUCGAAUGAACUUUCCGGCUUCAUGCAGAAACAACACUCUGUUGAACAUAACUACUUAUAUAGCAUGCAUUUUUCUUAUUGAUGUUCGGUGCUCCUAAAUAUCCAAUUACAUUUUGUGAAAAGGAUACAUAAAAAUAUUCAAUCCUUUGUUUAUUCGGUAGGAGGUUAUGUUUUCUUCCAAUCUUAUACUCUAAUGAAGGGUACAAAUUGGUUUUCAAAACAUUUUCCAAUUCCUAAAUAAUCUUGAACCCGCUCAACCGAUACACUUGGAUUCGGGGUUUCCAAACUACAACCCUUAUAUUUUCCGCAUACGGCAAACCACACAUUUCUCUACGGUACUGAAGGUAGACCACAUAGGGUUCAUAAAAUUUAGCAGUGGAUUUGAUCUUUUUGUUAGUUUUACGAGCUACAUUGGUAAAUGCUGAGACAUGACGAUUUAUGAACGGCCAUUGUACGGUAUUUAAAGUUCCUCAAUUAGAAACUUUCUUAAAACCUAAUUAUAUCCCUCCAUUGAGCAUAAAAUUAGAAAAGAAGAUAAUGUUUUACCGACGGAGCAAAAAAUAAAUUUUUAUGCAUGUUUUCCAUUAAAUAUAAUUGGAUUUUUAGGGGCAGCGAAAAUAAAUGAGAAAAAUGCAUGCUACAUCCGUAGUCAAUUUUUAGAGUGUGUCGUUUUUGCAUGAAGCCGGGAGGAAGUUCAUUUGAAAUCCAGCAUCCUGAGGUAACUGAAAUAUUGCAGAAUUAGGAUGCCAACUUAGCAGUUUUACAACCCUACUUUAUUACUCUUUUUAAACGAAAGCACAUUUCGGAAUUUCGAUUGACAUUCCACGAGUUAGCCCAUCUACUUUAGGACGUAAGCGGAAAACCUUCCCCGAUCCAAGUCAUGGGUUCACUAACCCGACUGCCAGAUGACUGUUAUACACCAUUGACAAGAGCUGUAUCAGGGGCUCCCUUAUCAAGUCUUCAAUAUCCGAAUGAAACAGCGUUUACCAUUUAUAAGGAUUUGAUUUUCUAGUUGUUAAAAUAAUAUUAUGUACAUUUCCCUACAUUUAUUUAACGAAAAGUCACUUUUAAACUCCUAGUAUGAUUUUAGACAAGCCUUUGCGCAGUGCCUUAUGAACUAUCGCGAAAACUGGCGUAUCUUUUUAUGCACACUAUUAAUUGAGCAGCUACCGUAUAACAGGCACAGCGGAGCAAAAAGAGGACUUUAAGAACUUGACAGACGACAGCUCUCCCGCCGAUAGUACAUCAUAAUGUUUAAUCAUUUAAAAUUUUACGAUGUCAAUAAGGUGUAGCAAACCCUGUUUUGAAGGCAAUAAUGUUUCCGACGGUAUAAUCUUCAACAUCGGUGUCUUAACAUGUCAGGUUUGUUUUUUUAAUCUGUCGGUUAUUGCGACAUUUCCACAGUUUCCGGAGACCUGCAUCAUAGCAAGUCUAAAUCGCACCAGUUCCGUGUUUUUAAAUGCAAAAUCCGUAGGUUAGAGGUCAAAGUAUAAGACAUAGCUUCAAAAGCAUAAACUAAAUUAACAAAAUCUGAAAGGACAUGAUAGAAAAUCUUGCCGUUUUGAUUUGAGAAUAAAACAGAAAAGAUGAAGGAAUGCACGAUUCAUUCGGUUUUUAUUCAAGACAGUUUCUAAAUAGUCAAGCUCUUACCUGUUGACGGACAAAAUUUCAGCAACAGCUUGCUUCAUAACUGUCACAUUUGUUCGCAUACGACAAAAGAAUUUUCUCGUUGACAUUUAAAGCCUCUUCUGAACAAUAAGAUGGUAUGUAAAUCACAAUGUUAGCUCGAUGGAGCUACUAACUAACCGCAAAAUUCAUCUUUCUUCAUUCAAGAUCUUUUUAAUGUCUAGAGUUUGUGUUACAGUUCUUGAAGCAGAUAAAUUCCGCGAAUCCUUUAUUGAAAAUUUUUGUCCGAUAUGUAAACAAUUCUCUUCUUAUUCGAAUAUGAAUUUAACACAUUACACGGAUUGGGAAUGCCGUCCGCCCAUUUGGGCAGUUUGUGACAAGCGAGGAUGAUAGCAACUCUUUUUCCUCGGACGCCGCAGGAAUUCUGAUGGACAAAACACUAAGGUUUUCAUAAAAGAGUCAAGUAAAAUUCAAACGCAUGCCCUAAAUAACAAACGUCUAGUCAGUUUUAAACUCGGUUACGGCGAAUCGGAAACAAUUAUUGAAAUGCUGCAUAAAUGUCUUCAGCGCUUGGCCAUAAAUAGCCGUUCCCUUCGAUUUUAGGGACCGAGGCAAACACAUGCAUCCGUAAAGAUCAGAGUGUGUGAAAUACAAUGUUGCCAGGCGCUACCAAGUACCUUGCAGAUCCGAAGGGAAAAUUAAAAAAUUAACUAAUAGUCGAAUAACCGUUUGAAUUGUGUUUUCCAACAUACAAUUCCAAAAUGCAUGCAUACUCGCCAUUAUCCAUUAUGGAUACUAGAGUCUAGCCUAUGCUUUUAUUAAAAAUAUGUUUCCGAAAUAUUUCAGACUAACAUUUUGUCGUCUUCCUCGCACCGUGUGUUGGUCUCUUGUUGCUUACGCAAGGCUGCAUACGACAUCGCUAUACCAUAUCCCUACUAUCAGCAAUGUAACCAGAUAUCAUCUAAGAAGAUUGCAGCUGUCUGUUUCUUCAGUCUUUGUCAUUUAGAUCCAACUAUGCUGUUGGAUACUGACUCGCUCCUUUCCUGCAAAUGUGGCAAAAUAGGCGCUACCGAAAGUUUGUAAGUAACCCGGUAUGUUACAUUAAAUAUAUGACAAUGUUGACUUAGUUCGACAUACUUUAGAGACAGUCUGGAACUAAGCACUAGCCACUUAAGUCGUAAUUUUCUCUGUCAGGACUGAAUUAAUUCGUGGUCAAAGUUUAAACCAACUGCGUGUAAGCUCCGGCUCAAACUCCUCUAUUUUCCACUUGAUUGACAGACAACGUUACGAGCGCCUCUUACAAAUCGACAGGGCACAGUGAUGGAUCUUGCACUCAUAACUUACCUCAUAUAGGACGAACUUGUCCAAGCAUUCCUGAAACACCGGGUGUGUUGAGGCAUCUAGGUCUGAACAGCCUACUGAAGCUGCGCCGAUACGGCUGUAAUGUCUCAAUCAGAAGAAAGGUCUAACUAAAGCAACCAUAUGCACACGUUUCAGUACCCAAAAACGAUGCCACCAGCGUAGUCAGUAGCAGUGUUUCCAAUGAAAAAAACUGAUUUUAAAAACGGCAUGCAAUGCUCUUCCACAUCUUUGCGUUAAUACCAGUAUGCGCAUUGCUCAUAUGAAAUUGUAAAACAUACGCUCAUUUCCACUCGCCAACAUUUAACUAAAUAACACAUGCACAUUUGCAUACUUACUUUAUCAUUACUUCUGUCCUUUUAAAAAGUAAGCCAAAUUAAAUAUUCGGUGUUGAAGAAUGAAUAUUAGGGAUGCGCAUCGUGAGUAUUGCGGUGGACUGAAAAUUUGACGAAAAUGAAGAACAGCGAAGUUAACCAAAAUAAAUAUGCUAUCUGUUAAUUUAAAGUGCGUGCCUGAUCUCAUAAAAUGUUAGCCGAAGUUCCGAAAUACGUUUUUGACUGGGAAGGGCUACUAAGGUAGGGUUGUAUUACUGCUAUCCUAGGACAUCAUCUUAUGGUAUUUGGGACUCACCAUGAUGCUGGCUUUUAAAUACAUUUCUUUACGGCCUCCUAUAAAACGACACUCGAUAAAAACUGCUACUUAUAUAGUAUGCAUUCGUCAUAUCGAUUUUCGAUGUCCCAAAAAAUUCAAAUAUAUCUUGUAAAAAACACUCAAAAAUAUAAUUUCUUUACUAACUUGGCAGCAAAUCACGCCGGCUUUGCAUCUCAGGCUCAAAUAAAUGACAACUUUCGGUUUUAAAAAAUUUCUCAAUUUGGAAAUUUUUUAGACCGUGCAAUGUCCAUUCACACAGCACCGCACCUGUGCGUGUAUCAAUGCUGCUCGUGAGGUGUACGACAUAAUCCGCAUCCAGUGACAAUUCUAUUAACUCUACAUGAUACUUGCUUAGACGUGUAGAUAAAUAUACGAUUAUACUUUCGCCAAAGAGAGCAAAUUGAAGACGUAAAUGGUUAAAUGCCUAUGCUGUCGUUCAUUCGCUUCAAAGUUAUUCCGUUAUUGGUAAACUUUAUCAAAAUUUAAUUAUACUCUUUUUUGACUGUCGUAUGUAUAUUUGGUGCGAUUUUCUACCAAAUAAGCAAAAUAAAUCAUAUUUUCGCGUGUUUUUAUUAACAUAUAUUUCGAUUUAUUAGGGUAUCGAAAAUCAAUAUGAAAUAUGCAUGAUACAUAACCGACCAGUCUUUCCGAGUGUUAUUUUAGCAGUAGUUUGCAAAAAAGUGUACUAAAUAGAAAACAUCACGCUGAGUUCCAAACAUCCUAGGAUUAUUCCUCAAGAAUCCCACUUACGUAAUCCUUCCCAGCCGAAAAUGCAUUUCAGAACUUUGACUUACAUUUCAUGAGACCGGUUAGGUACUGUAGCUAAAUGCGUUUUGAGUAUAGGUUGGCGUUGGAUGCUUGUUUGAGAGCCUUCAGGUCUUGUAGAUAUAACCCUGAGAAUUUCGGGCCGUUUUGCAAAGUAAUUACCUUAUUUUCACUGCCAUUAGAUGAAUCAUGUUAAUUACCAUUACACGAACCGUUAAAAAUAGGACUGGCAAUCUUCCUUUAAACAUGCAGCGGAUGACAUUUGUAGACCUCUCGAAAAUAAAAUGACGAAUUACGUAUUGGUAAUUUUCCUUCCCUAAAAAUGACUUGCACAAAAUAUACGUCAGUAGAAUUCAUUUCCCUCACUAUUACUGUUUAUUCGUAAAGUUCGAUUAAUAUGUAGAAAGCUGAAUUAGUCACUAAACACAGGUUAAAGUUAAAUGAUGAGUUUGAAAAUGAGUAGAUUUCUCAAACAAUCUCAGUGGUCCCCACUCUUCUUCCUUUCUUUAAGAUUUUAAUAAAUGUGUUAUUUUCGCGACCAGUGCAAAUAAAACGGCCAAUGAAUUACCCAUAUGACCUUAGUUCCAUUGUUUUUCAGUUUGAAAUGCAUUAAUUAAUAUGUACUUUCCAAACUUAGGCAUGAUUUCAUUGCUGAUUGCUUUUUUCCGUUCUUCGGUGUAUGGCGUAAGAUAUCAUAAGAAAGAUCGCAAAGUAAAAUAAAACAGAGGCUGUACUACGAGCAGCACAAGACGCAGACUGCAGUAAAUAAAGGUCCACCAAUCGAUUUCCAAGAGAAAUUAUUGUAGGCGAAACAUUGGCAUUUAUGUGAUCACGAGUCAUAUUGGUAUAACCAUGAGUCUAUCAGCUUGCGAUCUUGCGCUUAGUUUCUGUUAAAUGCUAAAUAUAAGAUGGUAAACUCCGUAAUAACAAGAAUUGAAAACAAUCACACUGCAUGCCAUUACGUGGCAUAUCCCAUGCAGGCUUCUCAUAAAUUUCUUCGUGAGCUGUCAGAAGUAAAGUAAAACGAUUGUCGACGUGUGGAAGAUCGUAGUCCGGUGACGGUUACGAGUGCGAAUUCUCUGCACUUGCGUCAAGAAAUACGUGUAUAAAGAAUGCUUACAUUCUAACCGCUUUAACGGCUUGUCGCAGACUGUACUAGUCCAAGAUAUCAUCAUCAUCAUAAUGAAAUUAUCAAAUUUAUCAGGAACUACCAAACUAUCCGCGCUUUAAUUUCGCCUCAUUACAGGGAUGUCCAGAAGAAAUUUUAGCCGAAAACGAUUUUUUCCGAAAGGUCGGGCCUCCUGAGAGUGGGCAAAGAAAGAAUAUGUAAACGUCCAUCUCAGCACAAUCUGCGAAUGUCCUCUCGUCAAAGCAAAGUUAUCUACUUAAAUACAUAUCAGUAGGCAGUUUUACCACAGGACAGUUAAGAAAACCUCGGAGACCCAUCGGGAGACACGCAACUCAGUCAAUUAUGAUGUGAUAGUGUUUUCCUUGCUGUCACUUUCUAGGCUAUCUUUAAGGCAGGGCCCUACCAAUUGCACCGGAUCCGCUGACAUUAUCGAGGCCUCAACCACAACUUGCUGAGUACGGCAGGCUGACCUUAAUUAUAAUACUCCUGCUUUGUUAACAAAUCAGUAGGAAUCGUCCAGUAAAUUAUGAAGAAGUGGUCUCAAACCUAUAUAUUAUGUUGGGUAGAUAAAGUCCUUUACAUUACUAUAGGGAUCUGCUUGUGUUUCUAGAAGACUGGUGCCAUACUCCUCCCGUCCCUCUUUUUGUCGUGGACAUUUCAGAUGCAAACGAGGUUGAACUCAUAAGAAUUCCGUCAAAACCGAAAAGCGAAGUGGCCGUCUCUGGUGGUUCUUAGCCCCAACUGUCUCGGUGUAUUGCGUAUCUAGCCUGCUAUCCUUACAGAAGUGUUGUGAUUUUUUUCUGAUUAUUAGCCAUUUUUUAUUUAUACUCAGGCAGCCUACACAUUACUCGAAUAUAUUAGGCAAUCAAACCGAACCGAGCUCCCAAAGAAUAGUCAGCAUUUCUAAUAUAAUUAAUUAAACGAUGGGUCAUACACAUUGAAUUAGGUUGCAUAACGCUUGGAAUUCCUGGCUUCAUAGUAUAAACAAAUCUGUGAAGUUCAAGAUUAUCCUUAAUCAGUCCUUUCUAUAUAAGGAUCGAAUCCUCAAAAGUCACUCGUCAGGGCUCACAUCAUUUUUAAAGGUGAGAUGGAUCCCAUUUUGGAUAUCUUUCAAAACCUCACACAUGCAUGUAAGACCAAUCUAUGUCUUUGUACCCUGUAAAAGCACCAGCGGCCUCCGGCCACAUCAUCUAAACUACCUCAUAAUGCACGUAAGGAUAGUCAGACUGCAGACCAAUUAGAUAAUGUAGAUUAAUGGCCGCUUCUGCAAUCAUUAUUUCCAAUUAGACAGACAACGAUGCUGCGCAGAAGUCUAAUCUGACUUCUGACGCCAAUAAAACAGACUUACAUGAGAUUGUAAUGACCAAGAAAUAUUUCUCACCCAAGCAGAGGUAGAAUAAUUGUUUGCAGUCCUUUCUAGAAAAGUGCAGAUUUAAGAAAUGUUUGUAACUGGAGUUUUCAAACGCUGUCACCAGGUAUGGACACGUGAUGCAUUAUAAUAAAUACUCAAAUGUCGGCCUCGUAUGGACUGCUUGAAAUUUCACUUUAGGGGAUUAAUAAAAAACCGAUGCAACUACGAAUGGAGUUGGGUUGUGGCAUAAGGUUUUGCUUACCAUUGAUGAAUGCGAAAUAUGUGAGGUCUUGAGACAGUUGACGGACAUCAGAAAUUCAAGCGGGAAUGACUAACGUUAUCUAAAGAAGACUGAGUAUAGAAUCAGUCCUCUGAUUGCGUAUCAUUAGAAAUAUUGAAUUUCGAAUUCUAGUGUGGUUUAAGAUAGAUAUUUUAUCUAGAAUCCAUUCCGAAUGAAGGAAUGGCAUGGGUCUUCAAAUAUCAAAAUUGGGGCACCUGCAUUUAUAUAAAAUUUUCAAACAACGGAUUGCAUUAGUGGCUUGUCUAGGCAAAUUGUUUACUUUCACUAAAAUCAUGUAAACCAUUUCACUAGAAAAUCAUUCUUCAUUGCAUGCAUACAGUUUUAUUCGAAGAAAAAUAAGCCCUUUGGAAAAUCAAGCAAACUUUAUUUCGAAGCGUUUCGACGCUGGUUCCCCAGAUCGUCGUUAGACGUUUGUACAGUGUGAAAAAAGUUUAAAAUUGAACAUGUCCGGAUAAUCGAGAUUGCUUUGUAAGUGCUGAGGAUGGGUCGGUGCUGUUGGCUGGCGUCACGUUUUGAAUAGCCAUCACUUUUAUGAAAUAUGUGAGACUACGCUUAAUUAAACGUAUUAUUAUAGUUGGAUUUUGAUGUCACAUCUUUGGUUUGCCAAUAUAAGCGAGAAGACGAGUCCCAGGAAGCAGCCGGUAUCGUUUCUCCCUCUUCGCGACAUCUUUGGUUUAUUUAACAAGUAAAUGCAUCCUGACCGUCAGCAUUUAUGACAGCCGAAAACAAAAAACUGCAUUUUCGUCAGUUAAAUAAAUUGCCGGGGUUGUUUACGCAAUUAAACGAUGCAAAACAUGCUCCCUGGUAGCUCACAAAUAUACGGACCUUUCUAUAUUACAGGCGGCACUGUUUUGAAGUCGUUGCAAAGGGUGACGCCAGCAUAAAACUUUGAGUUAGAACACGGUAAUGGGUAAUUCUAGAAUUUUACUCGAACCCAUCUAUACUGCGGAACGGCUCAUUUUUCAACAUCUUACUUGUUCCUUAAGGCGGUCUAAGUGUGCUUGAAAUUUGUUGGCUAAAAUUUUUUUAAGUAAUAGUAAGGAAAUACUCCCGGGACUGGUGAUCAAAUUUCAUAAACCUCGGAUUUACUUAUUGGAAAUUGCUUUGACUUGUCACAGAGACAUUUAUAUUUUUAUCGUUUAAUGAUGGGCUACUUUAGAAAGAAAGUGUGAAAGGAUUUUGAGCUGGCUGAAGAAUAAGAACAAAUACUGUCCCAGGAAAUGUUGGGUUACAUUUUAUUUUUCUUCCGUUCUUCUGACAAGGGAGAUAGUGCCUUUUAUUGAAAUUAUUAAAGCGGCCAUGGCGUAUUUUACUUUGCAAAUUAGAGAAACGGUUCUUCCUACUAGGCGUGAUAAUACCUGUGCUGCUUCCUAUUUUUUAAUAAUGGCAUGGAAUUUCUUGAGUCAUUAAAAGUUGCUUUUAAUUGCAAAGGCAAAAAUGAUUUAACAGCGCAUUUGGAAGUGUGAGGAUAAGACGGCCAUUUCAAAUUACAACUCCCAAUUCAAAAAUGACUUCAUAGGAAUUGUUCUGUGGGCGCACAUUUAAAGCACUGACUAACGGAAGUUUUACCCAAUAUGAUAAAUGCUAUUUCCCGAAGCAUUUAACUAGAGGGGACCAUAAGUAGUUUCUGAGUAAGAAGAUUGCAUCUGGGUAAAAGGCGUAGUCGGACGUGUGCCUCCAUCUCACUACGCUUAAAGACGCCAGUAUGGUAAAAUCCAAAUUUAAGUUUUGACAAAUGCAGUUAAGACUGUUCAUGCGGCGCUAAACUAAGUGGACUGAAAACUGCGGAAGGCAGACUUUUAAAAGCGCACACAAGAACAACAGCAGACGCCUAUUUAGUCCUUGUGAGAUUGGCGUCAGAUUAAAUAAAGUAGGCCGAAAAGCCCACCUAAGUGGCACUCUCUACCGUAGACAAAAAAAUUUACCAGAGGCAACGGAAAAAAUGGCCAUGGGCAUCGCCGUGAGUAUAAUGUAGACGAACUGUCAACUAGAACCAAGUGAAUGACUGGGUGUAGUUUAUCAAAACGCAUGGUAACUGCCGUCCCUGACAAUAUGAGGGCCAGAGAGGACGAACUACGUCGCACAAACGGGCUCUUCGGUAGGGCUAUCAUUUGUCUCAAGUAGCUACUCAAAACCUAAAAGAAGGCUACACGAAUAAUAGGAUGAGAAGGCAAAGAGACGCUGCCGUAACUGUUGAAGGCCUGAGUGUCUGAAUCAAUUUCCAUAAAAAUCAAAUUGAUAUAUCUUUCCGCUGCUAUUAAUCUCUAAUCUCAUACGACAAGGUGGCGCGGUUUAGAUACUACCCAGGGGUCAAUAAUCUGCAAAUCAGACGAUGUAAACUCAGUCCAGUGAUUGACACACCACCGUCUCCGCAGUUGCCUGACUACAAAGCUGCUCGUCUGUUGUCGCAUUUUCAUACUGCCAGAUGAUGGGCAGUAUGAACAAGCAAACACACUCGCUAUUUUUGGGAUCGCGUGUUCGAAUUCCCUGCAAAACAUGCGAAGUAAUUUUGUUACCGAACAUUCGUUAGUUUUCCAUACCUGCAUUACAUCAUUGUUGCAAGCGAUUCAGACAAUAUGAAUCACUUGCAACAAUGGUCUGAUGAUUGGUGUCUUAAUCUCGUCGUUAACAAAUGCCAACUUAUCCAACUACCAUCGAGGAACAUGAGACUGUUCAUAUUUGAAUCUCACUACUUUAUAGGAAGCCACCAACUCGAAUCCGUCAACGAAUUAAGAGACCUUGAUAUGUGGAUUACGUCAACUUCCAAACCAUCGUCUCACUGCGUUAGGGUAGCAAAAAGAGCUAUGGGUAUCCUAGGAGCGAUUAGAAGAUCCUUCGUCAAUUUUGAUGAACUUUUCGGCAAAGUAUUUGAAGUAUACGUUCAACCGACGUUGAAAUAUUGUGUUAAGUCAUGCUGUCACUGUAAGAAACAAGAUUACACCCUACUGGAGAACUUAUAACGUAGAGCGACCAGGCUAGUCGGCGGAUUAUGUGGCUAACUUUACGAAAGACGGCUGGGGAAGCUAAAAAUAUUUCCUCUAUCUUAUAGACAAUACAGGGGGGACAUGAUCGUCCGAGGGUUAGACUGUGCUCUUCAGUUUGACAACUUCUUCUAACUGGCGCGGACGACAAGUCUCCGAGGGCACCCAUACAAAUUGAAGACAAAACAUGCCAGACUCGAUUUGCGGGCCAAACUCUUCUCUCACAGGCUGGUUGAGGGAUGGAACAAAUUCCCGAACUCCGUUGUCUUGGCGGAAGACUUCGAAAGAAGACUUGAUAAAGGUAUGCUUGACGGUCAAACAUUACAUGAUAUCAAUGACUGGCAUAACUGCCAUGUACAUAUCUGCAUGUUUUUUUCAUACGUCUAUCUGUAAAUAGGGUUUUCCAAGGUUCUGCCUAUAUCCCCCAAAUAAACUAGAUUUAUUUAGAUAUAGCUGGGUUUAGGUCGUUUUGUAUAUCUACAAAUUCUUAAUGUGUAUGGUAGAGGGCAUAACUAACAUUAUAUGCGGACGAGGAGUCUAAUGUUCUAUUAUUUAGUGGGCAAAAGGCCAUAAUUCCCAAAGAUUCAUUCAAACUAAAAAGCAGUGACCGGCAGAAAAGGAGAUGAAAAAUUAAACUGCCCUAAAAUCAUCUAAUAUGUGCACAUUAGAUUUUCUGAUAAGCUGUCAAACGUACCUACCUUUCAAUUAUAAUAGUUAAAUAGAUUUAUUAUAAGAGUUAGGACGAUUUGCACUUCCAAUAUUAUGCGGUUCGGCAUAAUGUCAUUCUUCGAAAGCAUAAAACAACGCAAUAGUGGCAUUUUUUUAACUAGGAGAAAGAGGUUACCUGUUCACUGGAUGAAAAUCGUUUUCGUUCUCAUCAUGGACUCCGGAGUGACAACUGCAUCAACCUGUUUACUCAUUCAUCCACUGUAGCCUAGGACGCCUGUUUCAAUUAUGUCGUCGUUACUGGUGUCUGCAAAAGCCACCAGUUAGUGUUCCUGCUCACAACGCCAGGAUGCCGGUAGAUCUGGGGUUGUUUUAAGUUACCAGCUUUCCAGCGAAUUAGAAGCGAAAAUAUGCCUGCUUGAAUGUUUAUGUAAACGUCAUGAAACUGUAUUUUAAGGUGAACAGUCAGUUAAAUUCGGAGGAUAAAAUGCGGCUGGAUAUUUUACCGUCAAUUAAGUAUUUGAUUUCUAUUACAUUGACGGACUUGUCAAAAUAAAACACAUACAUUUCUACGAGAAACGUUACUGUCCACCACCUGUCGGUAUAGAGCUGAACACUGCUAGCACAAACGACCGAUGAUUUCGCCAAUAAGGAGUUCCAAUGGCUAUCUCUGAGUUCGCGGAAGGCAAGGGUCCGUUUAAAAGAAAAGUACAUCUCAGGACUGCGGUUUGCAGUCUACAAGACGAAAUUGAAAAUUUGGCUUUUAACGGCACCAGAUGACAGUAUUUAGGCUGGCGACCGUAUCGCUUCGAAAAUAAAAAUAUGAUUCUCGAGGGCGCAGUGUUCAAUAUCUGACUUCAAAUUGACCUAUUCAAGUCCUGGUUGUAAUAAUUUAGCAAUAUCUUUACAUAAAAUAGUGUCCAUUUAUCUUGCCGUGAUGAUGCUGCCCUGUUUUUGACCGGAAAGUUCACACCUUUCUGAUAUGAUCAGUGUUAAAAUAUUGCAAUCCGCAAAAUACAACGUGGAAAACACCAUUACGUUUUCUUCCAGAAGUCUACUGAUGUGCUGACAGUCUUCUAAAAAUAUUCAAAGCAUUUUUCUGACUUUACUGAACUAAGAAAAGCACUCUCCUCACUCGCGUUUGAGCUACUCUGCCAUAUAUCAGGGUGUGUUUACACGAAAGGCACCUCGUCGCCAAAUAUUGUUGAUACAGAAAAUGCAGGUCAUAAAUGCAUUUAUUGCGGUUUAUAUCAUUAGGUCACAUCCACAUUUCGUAGUAGACUUUUUUCAUUUUAAUUUGUCCCACCAAAAUCUUUUUAUUCAACUUCUUCUAAAAGGAGAAAAUCCCUAAAAGCCAUAUAUAAAUUAUCGACCUAGUUGUUUGCGUAACUCUAUGUAUUUCACCCAAAUGUUCAAUCCUACCUCGAAAAUGCCUAUCCGCUGUAGGAACUUACUGCCAAAUAGCAGUUUUAAACACCCGUAGUUCAAAAGUUGACGGAUAGUCAAUUUUCUGACUGUUUCCAACAAAUAAAGCUGUUUUUUGUCUGGGUCUUAACCAACGUCUCCACUCCUCUCUCCUGGGAAUCUGAGGCGUCUGGCAUUAAGCGUACAGCUAUCUUUGCUUCAAACCGCGGACAAUUUUCAAGAGUAAAACAUAUAUCCACGUCUCAUUAAUAAUCAGUUCGGUAUAUUCGCCGAAGAUUACUGGCAAAGGUGCAGCCCAAACGCGUUUUUUCCCUCACCUUCCCACUUCCGAAUUUUCCCGGGAAAUAAAACAAACGACUAUAUUUGUUUUGGAAUGCCGUGUUUUAGUUUUUAGUCCAUAGCGAUAGUAAGGUUCCCUUUGUGUGUUAUCUAACAUUUUGGUGUAACCGGAUACGCCGAGUUGUUUCAGUAUGUUUUUUCAAUGCUAGAUUGUUUGACGUGAUGAUCUAGCUUCCGCUCAGCGCGACCCCUUUGUUUUGUCGUAGAAGAUGACGGAUCAACGCAAGCAGCCGGAAAUACGUCCGAUCCUAUGGAAGAUCAUAUCAUCUUUAGCGUUAAUUUCUGCUUCCUGCGUUCUCAUCAACUGACGAAAAUCUGUCCAGGUAAUGCUUAUUUUUAGACAUAUGCAUCUGGACAUCCAUUAUUUCGAUGUGUCAUCGAUAGAUAUCGAUUUGUUUACAGCGGUCCUACAUUGCCCAGCAGGUAGACCGAAUAGAAGGGCACCUGUGGAAACAAUAUCCUAACUUUUUUCGCAGUCGGCGACAACACACGUUUUCCAUGGAUCCAGGGGUUGUAUAGGCUGUAGUAGAAUUUUAGCUUUAACAUUCUCUUCCCAUUGUGUGGGGCGCUCAUGUAGGUCUCGCAAUCGUUAAACUGAACAGAGACAUAAACCCAUAAGACAUAAGUUGGGGUAAAUCAAAAACCAAACUAAAAAUAUUCACUGUAGGAAGUGCCGAAACAUAUGGUAUAAAUACUCGCGGGAAUUAUUCCUUGGGCGUUUGUUGACUGAGGACGCAAAUGCCAAUAUGCUUCCAUACCCCGACCGCCUGGAGAUAAGACCAACUCUCGGGACAGCCUACAGGGUUGAUGUCAUCAACUGCAGAAAGAAUAGCCCGAGGAGCAGCCUGAACUCGAAAAACUAACCAGAGAUAGAGUCAGAGCGAGAGAGAAGUUAGCAUGGUGUCUGCAUAUCUUAUGGGGUGCGACUGCUGUAUAAAGCCAUUUCUUGCUUGAAAUAGACCGCAGAACAUUAUCCACUUAUGCAAACUUCAUCGUUUUCAUAACAGUAUGUAGUGAGCAUAUCUUGUGUUACGCCACUGGGUUUAGCAGCCUAUGCAACUACUAUAUCUUAAAAGGCCUUUUCUUUUACUAAUCCACGGUUAUAGAAUUCUCCCUUUACGUAUUAUCUAACGGUAUGAAAUUAGCGUACCCGCCCAGUUGUUUUAGUUUGUCUUUUUAGUGAUAAAUUGUUUGGUGUGAUGUUUUCGUUCCCACCUCCCCUAACCCGUUGUCUUCUUCUAAUUUUGCAGUUGGCCCUGUGUACUUUAACUGCCUUUGUUGUUGAUCUCGUACUAUUUACUUAUUUCUUCCGCAAGAGUAGGCAAACCCUUUUGCGUCAUGUCGGUACUCACCAUACGAUGCCUGUUGCAUGGAUCACCGGCGGCCUUUUCGUUUACAUUGUCUCGGUUAGAACACAACCGCUCUGCUUCCUUGACAUCUCUCUGUCGUCCAACACAAAUAUUUCUUUAAGAAUACUUGUACAUGAUCCCUCUCAUAAAAAAGCAAUAAGACAGUUAAAUUCAGUUGAGGUGUGGGGUUACAUAACCUACCGUUGCCCGAAAAUUCUUUUAAUAUACCUUUAGUCUGCCACAAUAUAUUAGACCUUUACCACACAGUGCCCCUAUACAGCUGUUUGCCUACCCGAAGGUUCGACCGUCGGUUUUGACGGUGUCCAUCGUGUGCUCCAAAGCAAGGUGAAGCAGGUACGAUGACUUGUGCGUGAGUUAGUUUAUAGCGUCAGCAGACUUGCACAGCAUCUACCGCACCAUCUCUUCCCCACUCCCCACCUGAGGUUAGUGUCGAGACAGAGCCAAGAGGACCGUAGGUGGGAGAGGGCGCAGGUGGCUGGCACGGCCGGAGCCGCACCUAGGCGUUCAGCCAUAGCCCCUGGUCCACACAGCCAAUGUCCAGGAUUUUUCGCAAACACAGCAGCACACCAACAGGGGUCAGCAGAACGAGGAUAAUAACUGGGCAGCCAUUUUCGUCACCAGUGUGACUGGCGGGAGUGCAAGCGCAUUUACCGGGGGGGACCUGGUGUCAGGGAACUGUCAGCGCCUACCAGGUUGCGAGGGCCAUGGUUUGUUGAUACUGGCAUAGCACGCAGUCUCAGACCGUUUGACCUAGGAGGGCGACACGUGGUCCUGCAUAUAGCCUGGGCCGUCGCCAUCUAAGGUUAGAUAACUAAAAUGUCUUCGACUGAGACGUCGGAUGAGAGGCACUAGCCGUAAUGUGCACACACUUUACUCACAUACAUGAGAGUGUCACAAAUCGCUUGAGAAGGAGGCGUUUUAGCCUGGCUCUCAGCCCACAAACCGGCCACUACAAACAACUGCGUGGACUGAGUUGGGGUGUCGGUCGUCGCCCGACAGUCAGCCUCCUACCUACCACGCCUUCCACGCCUCUUAAAACACUUCGCGUGCGCGUGUGAUUCGGUCUUCGGCCUGUGGAUGCCAUGAUACCGAUCGCAUUUUUCGUCUUCCUCGAUUGGAUGCAGUCGUACAAAGCUCCGAUGCGGACACACAAUUUGUGGCCGGACAAGCAACCUGAAUGGCUGGUGAUAACGGUUGCUGUCUCUAUCCACUGAAUAACGUUCAUGCUAUCUCGUCCGAACAAAGGCUGUCCAAUACUUUUUCCCCCAACUUCUUAUAAGGUAACAAUUAAGUUGUCAACCACUGUACCUCGGAAGCUGAUGACUCAUAUUUUAUCGAAUAAAUACUGUCAUAACUGCAUUCCUUUUGUUUUCGAGUAUUUGUCAAACGUAUGUUUCUUAUCCCACUAUGUACCUUUCACAAGUUUUCCUUGACUUUUGCUCAGCUAUUUCUUCUUCUGCGUGUUACAGCGACCCAAUAACAUGCCACAUUCCACUUUAAUUAGUCUUUUAUUCAGAUUUCUACCCCAUUUUGAUAUAUUUACCGUGAAUUCACUUCUUUCAACCCUGAGCGAUGUCUGAUGAUAUGAUUAUCGCACUUUUGUGGGAUCCGAGUUUCAUUUCGUUCCCAGCUUGUUCUCGACGUGUGAGUGAAGGAAAUAGAUUAAGCGUAGGUUAACGCGGUCAUCUUGACAUUCACCUGACAUAAUUAGAGCACACACUUUUCGGUUCCGAUUUUUGUUGAAUGUUUGCAUUUUCGAAGCAACCGGUCAGCUGACCUUGACGAAUAGCAUUACUGUCUCCGUGUUGGAUUGUGCGUCACUACCAUAUUUAUUUUCCUUUUCAGAUUUCAUGUAUUACUUUUUGGUUUUUUCCACACAUGUAUUGAUAUGCUGAUAUGGAUUUGUUUUCUCAGAAAUCGCUAAUGGCGGUUUUACCGUCGUGACCGCCGAUAUCAUCCGCGUGCUCUACGGCAGGCUGAAAGAAGGCACGGUGACUUUUACGUGCAGAGUAGUAGCUUAAAAAGUGCUGCAUCUACCGCCCCCUCUCCUCCUCCCCCUUGUCAGCCUGAUAUCAAGAUAUGAUCAAGAAGACCGGACACGGAGUGGGCAUUGGUGGCUGACCCGCCGAAUGAACACGCACCUAGGCGUACCACAAUAUGAAGGCGCCGAUGUAGCUUGACUCUCACACCACCAGUCGUCCAUGCCAAACGUAAAAAUCUCCUGGGCCGACUGCGAGGAGGUCGAAGCUGUCCCUUCAGCUGGCAACCUUCCAAGCCAGUUCGGCAAAGGGAGAGGAGGACACAAGUCACUGGAUUGCCUGACGAAUUUUCCGAUGCAAUCCAUUAGCUCGAAGCAUUAUCUUCUAUUUGUGGACUUUGAUCCGUCCUCCUGAAGUCCCGGUCUCUGUUGUGGGUUUCGGUCCUGUCCUCUCAUCACUGUCCAUUGCAUUUUGUGUUGCAGUUUUAGCGGGAAACUGCACUUACAGUGCAUGCUGCUGACAAGCACCUCCAGCGGCCCUCCUUUCCCCUGAAGUGCAUGUACUGGCGGUGAUACCUUCGUGAUAGCUUCGAGCGCAUCAGAUUUUUUAUAGGGAGAAAAGUGCCCUGAGUCAUCGACUUCACUCUCCCUUCCCAUCCCCAUUGCUGCCUGACUUUCAUACCGCCAGUCUGUCGCUCCACGCAAACUCAUAUUGGGCCGACUGCGAGGUCCAAGUUAUCCGUCAGUUGGCAGCCUUCCAAGCCAGUUCGGCAAUAGAAAAGGUGGAAGAGGAGAAGAAGAAGAAUAAGAAGAAGAAAAAGAAGAAGAAGAAGAAGAAGAAGAAGGAGAAGGGAGAGGAGGAGGAGGAGGAGGAGGAGGAGGAGGACACAAACUACUGGGCUUAUCUUCCCAACGGGCACGCAGACCCCCUCGCCGGCAAGGAAUCUGGUGACAAAGAACAAGGCUGUGAAGACCAUGGCUUUCUGAAUCGUGUCAUAACAUACAGCCCAGUCUUAAAGUCACACUGA